AUGGCCAAUGUCAGUGUCAGUGGUGAAAUUGCUGGCGAAGUGGCUACAAAGCGUCCUCGACUGGUGGGCACUUCCAAGAGUCCCAAAGUAGUUGAGUCCCAAGCGGUCAAGGUCGCCAAUCGGGUUCCCAAAUGUGCCCGCUGUCGCAACCAUGGGAUUAUUUCGGAGCUACGAGGACACAAGAAGCUGUGCACCUACAAAAACUGCAAGUGCGCCAAGUGUGUGCUGAUCUUCGAGAGGCAACGCAUCAUGGCCGCUCAGGUUGCCCUGAAGCGCCAGCAGGCCGUGGAGGACGCGAUUGCCAUGCGGCUGGUGGCCAACAAAACCGGUCGAUCCAUUGACACUCUGCCGCCGGGCAACAUCUUCGGUCUGACCGUGACCCAGCCCAGUUCACCGCAUCCCAAGCGGGAAGAUGUGCAGUCGGAGAAGCUUCUGCCGGAGGAGCAGAAGCAGCCGGAUCAGCCGCAGGAGGAGGAGUACGGCGAACAACCGGCGGUAGCCCAAGAUCUCAGUGCUCCCCGGCGGGAUAACGUCUCCCAAACGGCCAUCGAUAUGCUGUCGCAGCUCUUUCCCCAGCGCAAGCGAUCUGUCCUGGAGUUGGUCCUCAAACGCUGCGAUCUCGACCUGAUCCGGGCCAUUGAGAAUGUCUCGCCCUCGGGCAGAAACACACCAGUGGAUGUCACCAGCACCCAGUUGCCAAGCCAGGAGCCAGGAGUAGUUCCCAGUGUGCCGCAGAUCACGUCCAGAAGCAGCGCCUUUAGGCCUGUAAUAACAGAUCAGUACCAGAGCAAAUCGAUGGUGGAGCUUAAGCCGCCGGUCUUUGGAAGCAGCGCCUCGGCGGCGGCUGCCGCCAUUUGUGCCUACCCAAAGUGGUUUGUGCCGCUCUCGUUUCCGGUGACCAUGGGACACCUUUCCAACCUGGCACCGCGCUGCACCUUGCCCAACUGUGCCUGCUUGGACAGCUACCAGUUCCACUAGGAGCACCAGCACCUCUAUCACAAACUAAACAUUAUUCUAUUGAAAUAAAUUUAUUUAACCUAACUACAAGCUGAACUAUCUUAUGAGUAAGUGGGCAA
Messenger RNA from Drosophila elegans, 1076 nucleotides. RefSeq names its product doublesex- and mab-3-related transcription factor A2 (gene dmrt93B). The transcript is spliced from 3 exons. Gene Ontology annotation, molecular function: RNA polymerase II cis-regulatory region sequence-specific DNA binding; DNA-binding transcription factor activity, RNA polymerase II-specific. Bases 1 to 978 code for a protein of 325 amino acids. Gene Ontology annotation, cellular component: nucleus. The record is from RefSeq and is a predicted model, not a curated record. NCBI's taxonomy places the organism in Eukaryota, Metazoa, Arthropoda, Insecta, Diptera, Drosophilidae. Gene Ontology annotation, biological process: sex differentiation; regulation of transcription by RNA polymerase II.